This is a messenger RNA of Cinara cedri, 5688 nucleotides long. The record is from the annotation of a GenBank genome assembly. NCBI's taxonomy places the organism in Eukaryota, Metazoa, Arthropoda, Insecta, Hemiptera, Aphididae.
UACGUUUUAAAUUGUCAAUGUUCUUUUCUUCAUCAAGUUUUCAAUUAAAAAAAAAAAUUGUUAAAUUGUUUUAUAUAUAUUGUGUAUAUUAGUACAUUGAUAUUCAAUUUUUUUUAUUGUCGAAGACAACUUUAAACUUUGAUUAUUAUGGAAACUAUAGUCAAUUCAAUUGAUCAGUUGACCAAAGAAGUUGAGGAAUUGGAGGAAUUGAGCGCAAAGAAAAAUGAAAUUCAAAUUUUGAAAGUUCAAAAUCAAAAACUGAGAUACCGACUAAGGCUUUUGUAUAAGGUAAACUACACUGUAUAACCUAUUCAAUAUUUAACAUAGAUACGGUUAAAGAUAGGUAAUUAAUGUUUAAUAUGUAUACUUAGUUUAUGACCUGAGAACUCUGUGGUCCUUUAGAACCUGAGGAUUAUUCAUUAUUAAAUUCAUAAAUUGAAAAUACUUCUACCAUCAUCAACUUAGAAAAGUUGUCCAUCGCUCACAUUUUAUCAUAUAUAUAUAAAUUAUAAUUGAUACCUACCUAAGGGUAUCUAAUUAUUUAUUUAUUAAUGAAAUUUGUGAACAUGUAUAGAGCCUUAUUGAUUUAUAUAUAUUUAAUGUAGUUUUCUACUGUGCUGUUCUAGCUUUAUAAGCCGCCAAGUGUACAUGUAGUAGGUAUACUAGUGGUCGUUGCGCCUUAUAUUAAAACAAUGCCCCAUGUCCCAUUUUUAUAAUAUUUAUUAUUGUAUUCAUUAUGAACUCAACAACAUUAUUAAUAGAAUUUUUUCAAACUUAAGAAAAAGAUGUUUUAUUUUAAUGAUUACUUAUUAAAUUUGAAGUUCAUCAUUUAUAUUUUUAAAACAAUGCACAAUUACCCAAAUAAUAAUAGGUAUCUAUUGUAAACUUGGUACUUAUGACUUUUAAAAUAGAUCAUUUUGUGUGGCCUUAUUCUGAUUAUGACAUUUUGUUGUAGAAUGCAGGAUCACAGACAGAAAAUGGCCCGGAUUAUGCUUUGAUUAAUUUACAUGAAACAUUGAACAAUGUUUUUUUGAAAGCAAUCAGAUCAUCAUAUGAAGGCUUUGAAGAUUUUGAUGAAACUGUAGUUACUGCUAGUAAAAAUUUUGCUGAUUACCAAUGUAAUGCACCAAUGAAAAUGAGUAAACUGCUGAAAGCUAAAGGUAAUAUUUGAAUACUAUACUACUUUUCACGAGAGAAAGGUAGUUUUUCGCGCACGCAGACUGAGCUUACGGAUCACUCGCUACCGCUACAGCAGUCCGCAAAAUUACACCUGGCCCGAUAGUGGUGGGAGCCCUGGGCGAGGUGUGGCGUGGGGAUGCGUAAGAAUGACUGGUUUUCGUCGAGACUCUACCGUUCUUUCGUGAAAAAUAUUAUAUAUUACUUACUACAGUAUGUAUUGUAACAGUAAGCCAUUGAGCAUAUUUCUGCAAAACAACAUGUUAUUAUGUUUAAUUAUGUAGUAAGUAGAAAGAUUUUGUUCCCUAUUUUUAAAUUGCAAACAUGAAUGUUACUUGGUCACUAAAUUAUUCAUAACAAUAUUAAAUUAAUGAUGUGAAUGUGUUUGAAAUUGUAAUAAAUUAUUUAAUUUCAGGUCAGAAUAUACCACUGUUCACAGUCGCUAACAAAAUAGUGGAAUGUUUAGACCACUGCGAUAUUAUUGAUAGAGUAGAAGUUUCUAAGCCAGGAUUUAUUAAUAUUUAUUUAAGUCAAUUUAAACUGAGAGACAUUUUAGACUUUGUGCUAGAAAAUAAAUUAAAACCCAAUCCAUUGUUGCAUCCAAAAAAAAUAAUUAUUGACUUUUCGUCUCCUAAUGUCGCUAAAGAAAUGCAUGUCGGCCAUUUGAGGUUUAUCAAAUUGACUUUUAAUUAUUUAUAACUUAACUAAUAAUAAAUUAACUUUAAAUUAGGUCUACAAUUAUUGGUGAUAGUUUGUGUCGUGUAUUCGAAUUUAUUGGUCAUGAUGUGAUGAGAUUGAAUCACAUCGGUGAUUGGGGAACGCAGUUUGGCAUGCUAAUAGCAUUACUUCAAGAUAAGUUCCCUGAUUAUAAGAAUGUAUCUCCUCCUAUAAAUGAUUUACAAGAGUUUUACAAACAAUCUAAAGUACUUUUUGAUAAUGAUCCAGAGUUUAAAAAGCGUGCAUACAACUGUGUUGUAAAAUUGCAAAGCAUGUCCCCAGAUCAUAUUAAAGCAUGGAAAUUGAUUUGUGAUGUUUCACGGCAGGGUAAUAUUUUUAAACUUUAUAUAAUUGAAAUGUUUAUAAAACUGAUUUUAUUAUUUAGAAUUUCAAAAAAUUUAUGAAAGAUUGAAUAUAAAUAUUAUUGAAAGAGGAGAAUCCUUUUAUCAAAGUCGGAUGGAAUCAAUAGUAAAAUAUUUAGAAAAAGAAGGUAGUGUAUCUUUAAAUAUUCAAUUUAAUUUUUUAUCAUAAUCAUGAUUUUUAAAAAAAAAGAUAUCAAUUUUACAUGUAUUUGAAUAGGGUUUUUGGAAGAUGAUAAUGGGCGUAAAAUUAUGUGGAGUCCAGAAGCUUCUAUACCAUUGACUAUUGUAAAAUCUGAUGGUGGAUUCACAUACGAUACUUCUGAUUUUGCUGCACUAAAACAGAGAAUCGAAGAAGAAAAAGCUGAUGCCAUUAUUUACAUAACUGAUUCUGGACAAGUACAAAUACUUAUUAUUAUUUUUGUUUUUUGAGUUUAAUUAAUUAAUAUUUAUUUUUGUAUUAGAGUACACAUUUUGAAACAUUAAAAAAAUGCGCAAUACAUGCUAAAAUUUUAAAUCCCUCAAAUGUUGAUAUGCAUUUUGUUGGAUUUGGAGUAGUUUUGGGAGAAGACAAGAAAAAAUUUAAAACACGUUCUGGUGAAACUGUUCGAUUAGCUGGACUUUUAGAUGAAGGUUACAGUUUUGUGUAGCUAUUUGGUUUAUUUAAAUAAUAUUUGAACAAUUUAUUUUACAUAACAGGUAUUAAACGAGCCAGAGAUAAACUUAUUGAAAAAGGCAGGGAUAAAGUAUUAACAGAUGAAGAACUGAAGUUGGCAGAAACAGCUGUAGCAUAUGGUUGUAUCAAAUAUGCUGACUUAUGCCACAAUAGAAGUCAUGAAUAUGUAUUUUCUUUUGACAAAAUGUUAGAAGACAAGGGCAACACUGCUGUAUACUUACUUUAUGCAUUGACUAGAAUACGAUCAAUUAUUAAUAAUUUGGGUUCUCACUGUAAAGAUUUAAAUGCUGCUAUUUCAGUUUUCCACGAAAAUGAAUGGAAAUUAACUAAAGUUUGUUUAUUAUAAAAUUAAUUAUUUUCUAAUUUUAUUUGAUUAUAUUUUUAUUAUUGUUAUUUUUUUAGACAUUAUUAAGAUUUGGUGAAGUACUAUUUAAAGUCAUUAAUGACUUUUGCCUCCAUUAUUUGUGUGAAUAUCUUUAUGAUGUAGCUACUACUUUCAGUGAAUUUUAUGACAAUUGUUAUUGUAUUGAAAAAAAUCCUAAAACCGGUAAUUUUUGUUUUUGUAAAUAUUCGUUUACUAGACUAAUCUUAAUCUAAUAUUUAUAAUUAAAAUAAUAAUAUUUUUAGCUUUUCAAAAUCUACAAUUUUUAAAUUCUUACAUUGUUUUUAUAAAAAAAAAAAUGAUUAAACCCAAUAAUGUCCAAGUUUUUUUCAUGGCAUAAUUAUAUAAUUAUAAUGCAGACAAUUUUCACUUCGUAUAGAAUGUUCAAAAAAGUUUUAUUUACAUUUCUAUAUGGCAUCACACAGUGUUCAUGAAUUAGUUAGAAAAUUAUAUUUCAUUAUUCAAUAAUAUUAUCUUCAGUACAAACUGACCAUAUGGAAAUAAACAAUAUUAUUCUCUUGUUUUCUGUAGGUGAAAUAUUACAAUAUUUGAUUUGAAUAAAAGUGUAAAUUUUAAUUUCAAGGGAAACUUUCUUUUUAAAUGUUAACAUAGAUUCCUUCAAACUAUUCAACAAUAUCCCAUGCCCAAAUUAAACUGAAAAAGUAGACCAUUUCCUAUCAUCCUUAUUACCCAUGACACUACCACCAAAAUAUAUUCGUCCAAGCGAAGUUGAACAUGGGAUACGAAACUCUACUGCCGAAAAACCCCAGAUUAUGACUUAAUAACAGCAGAAUUUGCACUACAACUGCUCAAAAAAUCGCUACUCCUCCUGACACAUAUUUAUAACUCUAUGCUUAGGCUAUCACACUUUCGAGUUCUCUGUGAUUAUCAUGAUUCCCAAACCAGGAAAACCAUCUGAUUCUCCAGACUCGUAUAGGCCCAUUAGUAUUCUCCCCUAUUUUUCAAAGACAUUUGAAAAACUUAUUUUAAAACGUAUCCUACCUACCAUUGAAGCUAACCUCCCUAACACUCAAUUUGGUUUUCGUCGCAACCACUCAACCAUAUACCAAGUCCAUCGGCUAGUUGACAAAAUCGCUUGCACACUAGAAAAAUCUAAUAUGCACUGGUGCCUUUCUAGGCUCAGGCUUUUGAUAGAGUCUGGCACAAAGGCCUCCUCUUCAAACUGAAAUCUAUUCUUUCCCCAUAAUAUAACCUAUUAUUCAAAUCCUACUUAGAAAAUAGACAUUUCUCCGUAAGAUCAGGAUCAUCCAUGUCUGAAAUAUCAUUAAUUAAUGCUGGAGUCCCCCAAAGACCAGUCGCAGCACCCUUACUAUUCAAUCUUUUUACUUCUGACCUACCCACUAUGCCUCACUCUGACCCUGAGAUGGCCUCAAACCUCAUCCAAAAUUACCUCAAUUUGCUAUCCACCCGCUAAAAAGCAUGGGGUAUCAAAAUUAAUGAAACGAAAUCCAUCCAGUGCACAUUUACACUAAAACGUACUGACUGCCCUCACAUAUACCUCAAUGACUUUGCCCUACCAACGCUCUAAACUUUCAAUAACUGAGUCUCCACCUAGAUCGUUAGAAAAAACAACUGCUCCCAUCAAUUACGCUACUUUCUUAGUCAAAACAUCUCAAUCUCAGAAAUAAACUUCUUAUUUACAAAAUGUUUCUCAAACCUAUAUGGAUAUAUGGCUUACAACUUUAGGGGCUGUCAAGCCCUCUAAUAUCAACAAAAUAUAAAUUUUCCAAUCCAAAUGUCUCUGGCAAAUAACAAAAGCUCCAUACUAUGUUUUCAACAACACUCAUUCCAACAUCCUCAAUCAUAAGAAUCAACUAAUAGCAUAGCUCUGCAGCCUCAUUAUCCCUGGGGACCCCAGAAGGCGUCUCAAGCGAAGUGGUGUUUGGUCUUAUUGACUGACUAAUUAUCACCAAAACACACCCUGAAGUACCAUCAAUGGUUGGCUUCUUCCCUCAGGCUUGCUGUCUCAAUACUCGUAACUUUCAAUUCUUUCACUUGUGUUUAUUGUAAAUGUUAUUCACAGAUUGUACAAUACUUUAAUAAGAAUAAAAAAAAAAAUUAUACAGUUAAUAUAUUUAUUACCUUUUUAUUGUAUUAAUUAUCAGUAAAAUUAAAUUAAUAUUUUUUAGGUGAAAUUGUCAAAGUGCAUGAUGGUCGAAUUUUACUGUGCAAAGUUACUGAAGAAUAUUUGAAUACUGGUUUAAAUUUAUUAGGCAUACAUACUGUAUCAAAAAUGUAAUUUAUUGAAAAACUAAGUAUAAUUUUUUUUAUAAAAAUACAUUUUAAGUGAAUAUUUCUUUUAUAUAUUUAAAUGUAUAAUCGGUUAUUUCAAUUUCAAACUAUAAUAAAAAUUAUAA